GAAGCCCGGCUGGCAGGUGCUGGUGUCAGCGACGCUGUCCACCGCAGUGGAAUGCAGACAAGUCACGCCGGCUGGCGAGAGCCGAGCUGGACCUCGGGAGACGCGGAAGAACGGUCGGUAGCUGAGUUCGCUGAACGUAUGUUCACGACUCACAACCGAAGCCGGGUGUUCGAGAGUUUGCUGCGAGAGAGAGUGUCGGACCGAAACAAAAUGACCAAGGGGUGGGUUCCUCUUUUGCUGUUGGCUCUGGUGCACUUGAUCUGCGCCAGACCGGACAACAGCGAUCACCAGCCAAGAUCAGGUUCAAGUUUGGCCAAGUAUACCAUGGGCACCCUGUUUUCCUGGUUGCUGAAUGAAAAGUUGUCAGGGCUUGUUGACACUCAGCCUGCUCUCAGUCCCGCUCUGGAAAACAUACGCCCGGAACAACCACCCAUCAAAAGGGCUCUGAGGGCGUCAACGGGCCUCUUGAGAAGCGCGCAAGAAGCCACAUCCAUGGAUUUUGAAGAAACCAACCUGGACUGGAAGCGGUGGGACGGCUACCUCCCGGAUUGGGCCGUGUCAAUCUACAACUCAUAUUCCCAACGCAUGGACUACAUCUGUAAGGUGGGCUGCCAAUCGGGCUACUACGACCCCACUAGCAGCAACCCUGCCUGCUCCUACACCUUGGACGGGGCGGGGUACACCUCUACGAAGUUUUAUCUGCUGGUCAACAAAGACAACUUUGAGAUUCUGGAGUGGAAAGAGGGCUCCUACGGUUCGGUCACAGCCAAUUCUAUCAGGACCUGUGCCAACGAAGACAUUUACGUUGGGAAGAAUGAGUAUGGAUUGGGGGAAGUGAAGGUUCGCGACAAGAGGUUCUACCUUCCCUGGGGCGGAAGCCGUUAUUCGUACAGUACUUACCAGGUCCUGGAGACAUACAAAGACAUCGUGAGAGAGCACUUGAUGGACGUCAUGUACCAAACAGCGGGCGUCAGCCCCUUCAAGUAUCCCCCUGAGGUGUUGAACAAGGGCACAAUAUUCAACUACGAGUGCCAGACCCUCAAGCACAUGACCACCCUCUCCAAGACCGUCGUGUCAUCCAGCAAAUGGGAUAUCAACUUCUCAGUCACAGUGGGAGUCGGCAUCACCAUUGUGGCCAAAAUCCCCUUUAUACUCAAAGGGAAGAUUAACUUCAAUGGCUCCUUGACCUAUAAAUUCAUCAAAGAGACCACCUAUACCGAAACCACCGUCUACUCUCUGACGCUGGAAACUGUGGUGCCCGUCAGUCACUCAUGCACGAUCAAAAUGCAAGGGAAGAAGUACGGAUUGGACAUCCCGUUCACUGCACGCUUGAAGCGCACCUACCGUGAUGGGGAGACCACGUGGACCACCGUCACUGGGACCUUCAAGGGGGUCCAGAUAUCGGAUGUCCAAGCUGAGAUGGAACGCUGUGAACCUCUCCCUGAUGUUAAGCCUUGUUAAGGCUGUGUGUGAAACUGCAAUAAAAAUAAUGUACACCAUGAA
This is a messenger RNA of Phyllopteryx taeniolatus (common seadragon), 1503 nucleotides long. RefSeq names its product natterin-3-like. Lineage: Eukaryota; Metazoa; Chordata; Actinopteri; Syngnathiformes; Syngnathidae. The transcript is spliced from 4 exons. The record is from RefSeq and is a predicted model, not a curated record. The coding region runs from base 52 to 1461 and encodes 469 amino acids.